Messenger RNA from Alosa alosa (allis shad), 1701 nucleotides. RefSeq lists its product as uncharacterized. The record is from RefSeq and is a predicted model, not a curated record. The transcript has 10 exons. NCBI's taxonomy places the organism in Eukaryota, Metazoa, Chordata, Actinopteri, Clupeiformes, Clupeidae. The coding region runs from base 364 to 1665 and encodes 433 amino acids.
AAGAUCAGAGAAAUGCAGCAGGCCAGGUAGAUUGUAUUUAGUCUACGAUUCAGAGCCGGAAAAUGCUCUGUAGUGUAGUCCAUCAUCAGGUUAUGUGUAGCAAAGUUUGCCUAUCUACAAUCGUUGACCAGGAGACUCCUCGGCGGAUCCGCCUUCAAGUCUCCAAAACCCGACAGACAUUUCGUUUUGUGCCGUAAAUUCUACUGUCAAACAGCGGAUCUUGAGUGGACCCAUGUCGGAUCCGCGGACGCGGACGCGCCUUUACGGUUGGAUUUCGACACCAAGAGCCGAGACUAGUCAUAUCAGUGAUGAUUUUCUUUGCUGGGACACGGUUGCACUGAACUGAACCCUCUUGAAACACAAAUGAAUAGAAAGACUGGGCCUGUCUCCCCAUCAGCCUUAAGACGAAGGGCACGUGUAGACGUUCAAAAAAGGCUUCAUCAAAUCAGGACAGACAUGGACAUGGCAGGAAUAGGGGCAGAUGACCGAGUUCUUUCUGAGGGCACUGUACCACCCUCUCCAGCCGCACAUGCAAUGGCAGAGGUGCAAGUUUUUACUGAAGAGGACAUGGAGCUGGCAAGCAAGGACAUUGCUGUUGUGCCGGCUGACUGGCAUGAUGACGGGAUGGUGUCCUGGCGCAGCUUUAAGAGCACUGAACGUGUAAAAAGGGCAGAUGCUAGCAAGGAGGAGCAGCCGCCGAACUACCCAAGAUAUGACGUCAAGGGCAUCAGAACUUGUGACAACUACAAAGACGCCAGUAGGAGUCAAUAUCAGAGCGGCUGCAACAACUCUGAGCUACAGUCUACGGCAGAGCAGGAGGGUGAGCUGCCAGAGAGAAGAAUCAGGAAGCCAGUCCAUUGUUUCGGGGACUCUAAUGAGCUUGAAGAAGAGCCAGUAAAUGGUGUAUCAGGUAAAGCCUCAAGCCCAAGCCAAUUGCACUGGCAGACUCCACCAUCUCACCGAGUGCCAGGCAGCAGAGUCACUUCUCAACCUGGAGAAAACUGUCCAGGAACAGCAGUCCCUCCUCAACUCCCUCCGCCCUCCGCACCAGGCCUCAACGUGCGGCGACCGGAGGAGGCCUCUUCCAGCCUGGCCUACAGACCCACGUGGCGAGGGGGCGGGGUGACCGACACCAUUCCCUGCUCUGCGGCUGAGGCCCACAUCCUUAGCCUGCUGGAAACCAUUAAACAGCAACAAGACGAGCUUGUGGUGAAGGUGAACUACCUGAGCAGCAGGCUGAGUGGCACCCCGGGGCCCGAUGUUGAGAUGCCCGACAAUAUCCAGUUUCCCCUGGAACAAUUGGAGGCAGUGGAGGCAUUUGAAAUGUUUUUAAAGGAACCGUCAAAUGGCCCGGCUCGACAGAGAGUGGUUUCUUUUUUGGCCACCAUUGGAGGGCAGGACGUGAAGAGGGUGACCUGGAACAUCCUGGGCAGGAUCUUCACCGAUGGGGUGUCUCAUCAGAUAAACUGGAAGGGUGUUAAUAACAAAAAGCCCUUCAGUAGGAUGGAAACGAAGGCCUUGCUUUUCAGUGCUGUGAGGAAAAACACGGUGACCCGGUCAGCCACAGACGCGGAGAUCACCAAGCACGCAAUGAGGUGGUUCAACCUGGCGGCAGACCGAGCCACGAGGAGACGUGUCCCGCCUCCAGCCACACAAACGGAGUAAAUGCAGAAAUAUGCAUUAAACAAUCUUUUUAUUGAA